UCCGACGCCGGGCCCCAGACGGGCGUGUGGGCUCCAGGUGCAGGGCUCCCAAAGUCAAGGCUUUCAGGUCACACUGGCACAUCAUUUUGCAAGCAGAUGCCACGGGUCUCUUCCCAGACUGGGCAGCCCACAAGGUCAGCGUCAGCAGAUCUGACCCUAAAAAUAGGCUCUUGGAUGCCAGUGGAGGUGGCCGGGUGUGUGGCUGCCACACGCCCCACAGACCAGCACCUCCUGCCCCGGCCAGGCCCCAGCACACACAGAAAGGAAAGAAAACCCCUCGGCUCCAAAAUGACAUCCAGAGAACCGAAGACAAGCCUCCCAAAUGCCUACCCACCUGCCAAGAGGCUGUUGCCAAGGGGGGAGGAGGAGGUAGAAGCAGAUGACUACUGUACCCCCGGAGCCUUCGAGCUGGAGCGUCUCUUCUGGAAGGGCAGUCCUCAGUAUACCCACGUCAAUGAGGUGUGGCCCCAGCUCUACAUCGGUGAUGAGGCGACCGCACUGGACCGCUACGGGCUGCAGAAGGCGGGCUUCACGCACGUGCUCAACGCCGCCCACGGCCGCUGGAACGUGGACACUGGGCCCGACUACUACCGGGACAUGGCCAUCGAAUACCACGGCGUGGAGGCCGACGACGUGCCCACCUUCGACCUCAGCGUCUUCUUCUACCCGGCGGCCGCCUUCAUCGACGCCGCGCUCAGCCGCGACCACAGCUCAUCAGCGAUCCUCGAACAGCAGGACCGUCUGGAUGGCCUCAAAGCUGGGACUGCAGCCCAGACGCUAAUUGUGCCUGGGCCCAGACCUGACUAACCGCUAGGGGCUUCAGUGCCAGAAAACCUUCAGGGAGCUGACUUGACUGGGAAUCCAUGGAGAGACUUCGGAAUCUCCCGCCAGCCAACCGAGCCCGCGGCCUCCCCGAACCCUGCCUCUGCACCCACCCCUGCCCCCAGAUACACACAGUCUAGUGAGGCCUCCUAGAGAAAGCUGACAACCUAGCCUUCUGAACGGCGAACUGUAUUUGAGAAUCUGAGUUUUGCAUCUGUGAUGUCCAAAUUUCCCAAGGCUAAUUAUCCAUUUUUAAAGUCACAGGGCUAGUCCUUGCACUCAAAAUGCAGUGUUAGCUGGUCUAAUCUGGGUAAAGGCUACAAGGCUCUUUUGGAGAGAAGGGCAUGGCUUAGGUCUGCAUUGGCGUAAAACAGUGUGCAGUUAUUGCUGCAAGGGGGUGUUUCAGGGGCAUUUCAUAGAGGAAACUUCCAGAGGAACUUCAACUCCCUAAUCUGUGCUCUGACUUUAGGCCCAUGUGUCAUACCCCUUUCUGGGGUCAUUGCACAAUUCAGUGUGUCCAGUUACUGAAAGCCUUUCUUGCCACAAGAGGCUGGGAUUAGGAGGCUCAGUGAUUGGCUGACCCACCUGCCUCAGGAACUUGCGGGCUGUAGCUGGGCAUAAGUCGAGUCCCAGACCUUGAUGGCCAUCCCUCCAUGGCCUGAGUCCCUGAGCCAGCUGGCCCCACAGCUAGGCACCAACAAUUUGUCAUUAUUUUGGUUCAGAAAGCAAUGUCACAAUGAAAAGAAAAAAAAAAAAAAAACCUCACAGAACCAAAGUGCUUAUAUUAGGGGAUGCCUCAU
Messenger RNA from Canis lupus familiaris (dog), 1622 nucleotides. It is a transcript of the gene DUSP29, whose product is annotated as dual specificity phosphatase 29. The coding region runs from base 97 to 807 and encodes 236 amino acids. The record is from RefSeq and is a predicted model, not a curated record. Lineage: Eukaryota; Metazoa; Chordata; Mammalia; Carnivora; Canidae. Gene Ontology annotation, biological process: protein dephosphorylation; negative regulation of MAPK cascade. Gene Ontology annotation, cellular component: cytoplasm. The transcript has 4 exons. Gene Ontology annotation, molecular function: protein tyrosine/serine/threonine phosphatase activity; MAP kinase phosphatase activity.